Messenger RNA from Carica papaya (papaya), 2062 nucleotides. It is a transcript of the gene NTRC, whose product is annotated as NADPH-dependent thioredoxin reductase C. Gene Ontology annotation, molecular function: thioredoxin-disulfide reductase (NADPH) activity. Gene Ontology annotation, biological process: removal of superoxide radicals. Gene Ontology annotation, cellular component: cytoplasm. The record is from RefSeq and is a predicted model, not a curated record. Lineage: Eukaryota; Viridiplantae; Streptophyta; Magnoliopsida; Brassicales; Caricaceae.
AUUGAAAAACCCAACAACAAAAACGCCUUAACUGCAUUCUCUGCUUGUUUUGCGCUUAUUACAAUGUAUGGUCUGAAACAAAUGGCUGCGACUUCCCAGAUAGGAAUCGGGCCCGUUUCGACUCACCGAGUCGCCAUGUCAGCUCUCUCUCCUCACCUCCCUCCUCCCUCUGUCUUCUUCCUCAGCGCUAUCUCCACUCUCCCACGCCCCAUCCGCUUCCAUUCACCGGCUCGAAUUUCUCCGCCUGUUCUCCAAGUCAGAGCCUCCUCAGUCGAUGCUCCAUCUUCGUCAGCUAAAGGUGUUGAGAAUGUGGUGAUUAUAGGCUCAGGUCCUGCAGGAUAUACAGCAGCAAUAUAUGCAGCUCGUGCAAAUUUGAAGCCUGUAGUGUUCGAGGGGUUUCAAGUUGGUGGUGUUCCUGGGGGACAGUUAAUGACAACUACCGAAGUGGAGAACUUUCCAGGAUUUCCUGAUGGAAUUACUGGUCCAGAUUUGAUGGAGAGGAUGCGGAAGCAAGCUGAGCGUUGGGGAGCGGAACUGUUCCAAGAAGAUGUAGAAUUUAUUGAUGUUAAAACAAUGCCUUUUAGCGUGCAAAGCAGUGAACGUAAGGUGAAGUGUCACAGUCUCAUUUUUGCAACUGGAGCCACUGCAAAAAGGCUCAAGUUACCCCGUGAAGAUGAAUUUUGGAGUAGGGGAAUCAGUGCUUGUGCAAUUUGUGAUGGUGCGUCACCAUUGUUUAAGGGCCAAGUACUUGCAGUGGUUGGAGGUGGUGAUACGGCCACAGAGGAAGCCUUGUACUUAACUAAAUAUGCACGCCAUGUUCAUUUACUUGUACGAAGGGACCAAUUGAGGGCAUCCAGAGCAAUGCAAGAUAGAGUGUUCAACAAUCCAAAUGUGACUGUACACUUCAACACAGAGGCUGUGGAUGUCAUUAGCAAUACUAAAGGCCAGAUGUCUGGCAUUUUAAUCAGAAAAGUUAGCACAGGGGAGGAAUCUGUGCUUGAGGCAAAAGGCUUAUUUUAUGGUAUAGGACAUUCACCAAACAGUCAGUUGUUGGAAGGCCAAGUUGAACUUGACAGCUCAGGGUAUGUGCUAGUCCAGGAAGGUACUGCAAAAACUUCUGUUGAAGGUGUAUUUGCAGCUGGAGAUGUGCAGGACCAUGAGUGGAGACAAGCCAUAACUGCUGCUGGAUCUGGAUGUAUAGCUGCUUUAUCAGCUGAGAGAUACCUUGCGAGCAAUAAUCUCCUUGUUGAAUUUCACCAGCCUCAAACAGAAGACGUCAAGAAGGAACUCACUGACAGAGAUGUCCAAGAAGGAUUUGACAUCACCAUCACAAAGCAUAAGGGACAGUAUGCUUUAAGAAAGUUGUACCAUGAAAGUCCAAGGCUUCUCUGUGUAUUAUAUACUUCACCAACUUGUGGUCCCUGUAGGACUUUGAAGCCAAUUCUCAGCAAGGUCAUUGAUGAAUUUGAUCAGAAUGUGCAUUUUGUUGAGAUUGAUAUUGAGGAAGAUCCAGAAAUAGCUGAAGCUGCUGGAAUUAUGGGUACACCAUGUGUGCAGUUUUUCAAGAAUAAGGAGAUGCUCAGGAUUGUAUCGGGUGUCAAAAUGAAGAAAGAAUACAGAGAAUUUAUUGAGGCAAAUAAAUGAGAGUAUUCUAGAUAUACUUGUUUUGCUGGUGCCAUCAUUUUGUCAUUCAAUUUUGUUCCUUCCGAACCCAAACUGGUUAGUUGAUUAAUGCUUUCGAUUCUUACAAUUAUACCUUGUGUCAAUCAGCUACGUUGUAAAUUGUACAUGCAGAGUAGGGGUGGCUGUGGAUCAACCCGAGCUUGAGUAGCGUGCUGAAACUCUGGUUAUGCUGGCAUGCUUUUGUUUGAUAAAGUAAACAAAUCCAGAGGAAAAAUUGUUAUUUUUGAAAAAUCUGCAUUUCUAUUCUCUAUCUUGCUUUAUGAGAAUUGAAAUAAAAUAGUUACAAAACAUAACCAAAGGUCAAUAAAAGAUGUACAAAUUCAGAUUUAUUUUCAUGAUGCAUGCCUCUUAAUCGAGAAAACUUGACUUUGAGAUCUUC